Molecule: messenger RNA, 1332 nt
Organism: Aspergillus thermomutatus
Lineage: Eukaryota; Fungi; Ascomycota; Eurotiomycetes; Eurotiales; Aspergillaceae
Gene: gliZ
Product: Zn(II)2Cys6 domain-containing transcription factor gliZ
Exons: 1
Coding region: 1-1332 (443 amino acids)
Biological process (GO): positive regulation of transcription by RNA polymerase II
Cellular component (GO): nucleus
Molecular function (GO): sequence-specific DNA binding; DNA-binding transcription factor activity, RNA polymerase II-specific; zinc ion binding
Source: RefSeq, a predicted model, not a curated record
AUGAGUACUCCCGCGCCCAAACCAGCCCAAGCCAGGCCUCGCAAGCUACGAUUGGCAUGCGAUGGCUGUCACCGGUCCAAGACUCGAUGCUCGGGCGGCAACCCUUGCAGCCGAUGCCACGAGUACUUGAGUCCGUGUACCUACAGCUAUUCCUCCCGCUGCGGCAAACCCAAGGGGUCCCGCAGUCGCAAAACUCUGGAGCGGGAGCAGCGGGUGGCGGCGGCCGCGGAAACGGCCCGCCUAGCGGGAAACCCGGUCCCUGCCUCCCAGGGUCCAACCGCCGAAGCCGCCGCCGCCGACGCCGCCGCGGUCGAUCCCCCGCCCCCGCCGCUUCCCUCUCCCCGCCCUGACGACUUUUCCUCCCUCUGUCUGUUCGACGAAGAGGAGGAAUUGAACCCAAUUUUCUUUGCUGAACGCAAUGGCACCCCCAGCUGCAGUGAUACAGGGGCUACUGCGUUUUCGACGGAUUGGAUCCCUCCCCUGCCGUCGAUACCCGAUUCCGACCUUUCGUUCCCGCCGCCAUUGGAGACAACCUGUCUCUCCUCUUCAGGCCCUGACCCCAACGACCCCCUUCUCUGGGGCAUGACACCCAAGCCUGAGUGCCAGCCGGCGAGCAAGGAGCCGCUGGAUCCUCCCUCCAAGCCGCUGCGCCCCUGCAAAUGUCUCCAGACCCUCAGCAGCCUAACUUCUCGGGAUAUCCGUCGACACGAUGCCACGUUUGUCUUUGUCCGGAACUUUGCUCGUGCAUUUUCCCGCUUCUACCAGUGUUUAUACUGCCCGAAAGAUGCCGGCAGUAUCAGCCUGGCUGUGACCGCGCUGCAGCUGGCAACGACCGCCCUGGAAAAGACCACCAACACAGGGGCCGACGCGGCUGUCUCCUCCGUCGACUUUGAGGAGGACCUAUUCGCCUCCACGUUUCUCCCCUGUACGCCAGGCUCCGAGCUCUUGCUGCCCUCGAGCAGCCGCAGUGGCGCCACCAAUCCCUCCUUCCAGCUAGGAAACUACCAAAUCGCCCCUCUCCCGGGUGAGCACGAUGCGGAGGAGCACAGUCAGAUUGUAAACGUCUUGAUUCGGUCCGGGGUGCGACGCUUACUGGCCGUCUGCUGGCAGAUCUGGGAUCUGCUCCGUGCUCCCGUUUCCUUUGACGGCCGCGGGCAUGCCGUUGAUUGCCAUGACCGGUCUAGCUCCUCCUCUUCUUCUUCCUCCUCAUCCCCCUUCCCAUUCGCGCCCGACAUUAGUCAACUCUUCGAUCUUUCAUGCUCGGCCGAAACUGCCCAAGUUCGGAGCACGCUGGUCCAGAUACCGGCUCGACUCUGCAACCUGCUGACGUGA